ACAUGAAACAUUAUUACGUAAAAUGAAUAUCAUUACACGUGAUACACCAGAUGGUUUAUUACUUGAAUUAUUAAUUAAUAAUUCAAAAUAUUUUGAUCAACGUGGUUAUGAAUCAACUGUUAAUCGUUCAUUAUUAUGGGGUGAUCUUGAAAUAAAAACUGAUCCAAUAACAUCAAUUGAAUAUAUUGAAUAUAAACGAACACCACCUAUAUCAACAAAUAAAGAUUCAACAACAAAUGACAUACCAAUAACUAAUUUACGUGCUUAUGCAAUAUCAUCACAUCCAAAUGAAUGUCCAGUUGUUGCAUUACGUCUUUUAUCAUAUCAUCGUCCACCACAAUGUUCAAAUGCUGAUGCACCAUUCUAUCUUGUACCACGUACAUCAGCUGAUCAACGUGUUUGGUAUAAAACAAUACGUGCUGGUCGUCAUCGACUUGAUUUAUUACUUCAACAAGCUAUGCAAAAAGCUGGUAUUAAUGGAAAAUUUUCUUGUAUGAGUUUAAGAAAAGGAAAAAUCAAAGGUUUACUUAUUCCAACAACGUCUUCAAAUGUUACUUCCAUAACAAAUUUAGAUAACUCAUCAACAUCAACAUCACCAUCAACAAAUGACGAAAAAUCAAAAAUCAAUGCAAUAUCACCAUUAUCAAUAACAGAACAACAACAACAAUUAUCAUCAACACUGAAUAAUCAUAAACGAACAACAAGUUCAACAUCAAAUUCUAAUUGUUCAGAAUUACUUGAUUUAUCAUCUCACAAUAACAAUAAUAAUAAUAAUAAUAAUAAUAACAAUGGUGUAAUUAAUUUAGCAAAAAAAAUAAAACGAGAAUCAACACCACCAUCACUUUUAUUACCAAUGCCAUGUUCUGUAUUAAAUAAUGGUACAAAUUCUAAUCAUCAACAUUUAACAUCAAUGCUUCCACUUCAACAACAAUCACAAAAUCAUCCACAACGUCCACUUGUUACUGCUGAUGAUUUACCAUCAUUAGUUGCUCAAACACCAACAUCAGUAUCAAUAUCAUCCGCUAAUAAUAAUAAUAAUAAUAACAAUAACAAUAAUAAUAACAAUAAUAAUAAUAAUAAUAAACGUAAAUUAACAUCACAUGAUACGUUUACAGCACUUUAUUCAGCGGCACAUUCAAAAUCAUCACGACAAUCAAAAAUGAAUGUUUUACGUAAAUAUCUUGAAGAAACACUUGGUCUUGUAGAAUUUCUUACAUUAUAUGAAUAUUUACGACGUAAUUCCCAUAUUAAAUUACAAGGUACACCUAUUGAACAUUAUGAACAUGUUUUACCAGUUUUACUCACAUUACUUAUGCUUGAAAAUACAGCAUAA
This is a messenger RNA of Rotaria sp. Silwood1, 1333 nucleotides long. Lineage: Eukaryota; Metazoa; Rotifera; Eurotatoria; Philodinida; Philodinidae. The record is from the annotation of a GenBank genome assembly.